This is a messenger RNA of Pelobates cultripes (western spadefoot toad), 37287 nucleotides long. The record is from the annotation of a GenBank genome assembly. Lineage: Eukaryota; Metazoa; Chordata; Amphibia; Anura; Pelobatidae.
AUGCGUAGUUGUAUUCUUCACAGAGAUAACUUUUUUUUUUCUUUUCUAGGGGGUAACAUGGAUUUGGAAGCCCUGGAGAGUAGCCACAGUCCUGCUCUGGAUAACCCAUAUGAGCGGGAAGGAUGCACAAAACGUAGCACCUCACCACAGAAAGGGCACCCGGAAAAAGCAGAACUUUUGGCACUGGAAGUGAAGAGAUCACAGCCUUUGCUUAUACACAGCAGCAGGUGGGGGUAAGUCUUCAGCAGACGAUGACUCGGACAUGUUUCAAAUCUGUUUAAUUGUAUUCCUUGGUAACUUUCCUGUGUCGUAGCUGUGAAAGACCAAUUACUGUAUAUGAAAUCACAAUGAUCGAUUCUCUGAUAUGGUCAUUCUCACUUAUGUAGCACUAACUUUAGUCGAACUGCUAAUGGUUAAUAGGUGGAUCACAUUCCUUACUGUCAUACGGUCUUUAAGGACCAGAUGGCAGGGUUUGGUCCUGAAGGGGUCAAACAUUCAUUCGUCUCAAGCGUGUCUCUCGAUGAGAAGCAGUUUCUCUUUAGAAAUCAAAGCCAUGUGUCUCGGUUUUUUUGUGAUGUAACUUAUUUAUAAAGAACUAAAAAUACGUAGUUUCAAAGAGCUCCAAAAUUAUACUAAUUAAGAGUAAUUCACAGUAUAGUUACAUGAUAGAUAGAUAGAUAGAUAGAAUAAAGGCUUAAAAAAUGAUACAAAUCCAUCUUUUACAGAACUCCACAGCAAUAAAUGAAUGUGUGGUGUGUGUAAGAGUUCUACAAAACAAAAGUAAUAUUCAUAGCAGUUUGUGCAGUGUAUGAGUGUAGUACAGAGCUUCACUGCAAUAAAACUCACUGUAAUGUGCAGUGUGUAUGAGUGUAGUAGGGAUCUCCACAGCAAUAAAACUCACAGAAAUGUAAUUCACAGUAAUAUGAAUUGUUAAUACGUUUUUAACAGAGCUCUCCUUAGCAAUAAAAUGCACAUCAUAAUGAAUUAAAACUAUUGCAAACGUGCUUGGAAAUUAGACAUAAUGACUCAACCUAAUUGGUUAUCAAUAGGUCAUGAAAUCAUCAACCGGGUAACAACACUAACGACACACUUACAAUCAAAAUGCUCUUUGGCCUUAUGAAAUGUUGAAAGGCAUGCCCUAUUACCUUUUUUAAUUUUUAAUUUUAUUUAAUAAACUGUAAAUGUUAUUAAUUUAAAAUGCAAUAAAAGUAGUUACUCUAAUGGAACAACUUUCUUUUUGAAAGCCAAAAAGCUUAUAUAUAUAUAUUUUUUUUAUGAUUAUUUCUUUCAUAUUAUAUAUAUGAUUUUCUUAAUUUGUAAAAAUGUUUUCGCAAAAACAAGUGUUCUUCCCCUUUUAAUAAACGACUAGUUAUUUCAAUAUUUUUGAAAAUUACUCUAUGCACUAGGGACAACCAAAUAAACAAAUGCUGAAUAUUCUUUACAUUACAGGAGAUUACGAGAUGAGGAAACACGAUCCUCAUCGCUCCCCGACAUCCCAAAUCCAUUCCCGGAGCUGUGCAACUCCUCCCCUAUUUUAAGUAACACCCCAAAUAGUCGUUCCCCGCAGGAAGGGGGGCCUCAUGUAAGUACAGUACACCUUCAAGUUGUUCCCUUCAGUUAUUUUUCGUUAUUUGUUUUUCUCCUUUAGACUUUACUUCAGUUCCAUUACAAAACGGGUUACAAAAUGCUCUUACUAAAGGCCAUCAAAGAUUUUAUCUAGCUACAAUGCAGAAAGUGAGGUUUGAGAAAUUGAAAAAGAUAGGAGAACUCCAUAAAUACACUGCAACAUUCUCCAUUUCUUUGUUUUAUGGACGGAGAUAAGAAAAUUGGUUAUAGAGAAUACUCGGUCCUUUGGUUGCCUUCCCAACGCUUUCUCCAAAAAUCUGUUUUUCUCCUCUGUGCAUACCUAAAACAACAUCACUAAGCUAGUGGAUGCCCAGUUCAUUUUACUGAAAAGUCUCUAUGUUCCACUACAAAAAUCUCCUUGGUGUGUAGUAUACCCGUCUAGGUGCACCACUACCUCUGACCAUUGCAGGUCUCCUAACAGUCCCUCUUUUGGCAGUAGAGUCCUGAUUUUGGGCUUCUGUCUUGCCAUCCCACUUUAGUUCCCUGGUGUCCCAUCAUUAACACAGCAUAUGGCAGGAGACCUUCACUGUUAAAGGGACACUAUAGUCACCCCUAACAACUACAGAUUAAUGUAAUUGUGCUGGUUAGUAUAAUCAGUUUCUGCAGAUAUUUUCAUGCAAACACUGCCUUUUCUGAAAAAAUGCAGUGAUUAAUUGCCCCCUGGGGACACCUCCAGUAGCCACUCCUCAGAUGGCCACUAGAGGUCCUUCCUUGGACAGUGCUGCACAGUGUGCAGCACUGCUGUUCAUGGAGACGCCGAACUUUCCUCUUAGAGAUGCAUUGAUUCAACCGCAGUUUGGCUCCUCCCCAGUCCUUCCUCCUUGCUCUUUCCUUAUGAGGAAGCAUUAGAUUGUCUGAAAUCCUAAAUUCUGAUGAUGUCAGCAAACAGGCAGAUCAGGGGGCGGAUCCAGCGCCUGCAGACCAGCGCAGCACUGGAAAUAAGGUAAAUUGUGGUUUUAACACUAUACGGUCUGGAAUACAAAUUUGUGUUCCAGACCCUAUAGUGUUCCUUUAAGUAUAUUUUUUUAUGGAAAGCAAUUACAAAAAGUUUUUGUUUAUUCACUAAACCAUUGGUUUCCACACCUCCGUCAAGGCAUGCCUACCACCAGUCCAGAAUUUAAGGAUUACUCAGUUAUGUCAAGGUGUCUUUUUUUCUUUCUAAAAACACCUUAGGUGCAACUGGCUAAUCCUUAAAUUCUGGACUGGUAGACAUGCAUUGAGGACCGGGUUGUAAACCACUGCACUAAACCAUGGAAUUGUGAAAAAUUGGCAGUUCAUUACCCAAUUAUUUGUCCUGCUCGGCUAUUUCACUAUAACAUUUUCACGAUACUCAAAAAUUCCUGAAAUACUGAGUAUACGCCAGGAAUGUAUAUACGUAUUUCAAAAAUUGCCUUCUUAAGCAAGAUAAUUUCAAAUAAAGUGAACUUUGACUACAUUCCUAGUGAUGAUUAUUUUUUAAGAUUUCUAAAAUUACUGCAGCUAUAGCUACAUCCAUUCACUGAAAUAUGUCACAGAGAAAGCUUAGCACACCUCAACUACUAGUAUGGUGUAUGCUUUCAUCAGUUCAAGGCUUCUAUUGUAAAGAUUUUAGGGGAUGUUAAAGGGGCAGAAUGAAACAGCACUGGAGAGAAGACUGUGGGGCUUAACUAUUUGUGAACUUUUUAACCCCGAAAGGUAAGUCAGCGUCAGGGACCUCUUGGCACCAUAACAACUUAAUUUUAAAGAAGUUGUUAUGAUUCUCUGAUUGUUCCUUUACGAACAGUUUGAUAUAGACCAGGACUCUUCUCACUAAUAAGCACCAUUCACUUUCAGUCAAUUUUUGUCAUCCAGGUUGGACAAAAUCGACACUGACGAAAUGGAAAUGUUUUUUCCACUUUAUCAAUGUGGACAAGCAGGACACAGACCUUUGGAGCCGAGAAAAGACCUGGCUUAUUUUAAUUUGUUAAUAAAUGGUUUGCUAUUAAACAGGGGGAAGGUGUCGGAACACUAGGCAACGUAGCAACUCCAAUGAGCUAUGGUAGUUACAUUGCUUACAGCGUUCCUUUAACACAAGACAGAAAAAAAACUGCACCUCAAAUUUAAAAAAACCCCCACCAUUGCAUCACAUGUAACAUCUGAAAAUCUAAAUUACCUUAUUUCUGUGACCUUUUCCAGUGCUACUGGGAAAUCCCUACACUAACUUUCUAAAAUGUAUUGGGGUCCUUGAAACCUGGGAAAAAAAGUCUAUUUGCUACACAAACUACCUGACUAACCCUCCCGACACCACCCUAACCUUGCUUGUUAUCCCUAAUUCUGUCAGUGGUAAGAAUAGCUAAGAGCCACUACACAGUGAGAGCAUCUUACUAGGUUGCACUAGGUUGCACAUCAACAUAUAUUCUUAGUUACAGUGCACUCGACGUGGGUUUCAAAUGAAAUGAAAGUAACAAUUUGUUAUAGAUGGGUUUACCAAAGCACCUGGUUAGUAAAUAUAUCCGUUGCAAUAACUAUAAAAGACCAAAGAGCUUCCCGAGUUCUAAAUGCUUACCCUAUCCCUACAAAUCGUGACCUCAUCCUAGUUUUUUGUACUAAAGAGAUAGAUGUCUAACACAAGAUUGUCAGUGUUAAUGUGAUGCGUGUAUUUGUGUAAUGUCAAUACGUGUGAAUAAAGAAUGCGUCCCUCCACUUCCAAAUACCCCUGCAUCUCUACAUACUUUGUAUCUCUCACCAUCAACCGCUCGUUGCUAUCCCCACCUUCCUGCACUUUUGCCUCUCUCUUAUCUACCCCCACUUGGGUCUCUAUACCAUCUCCCACCACUUGUUUUUCGUCAUCUUUUUGUGCACUUCUCCAUCUCUCCCCACAAUUUUGUUCUCCAUUGUUCACUGUUGUCUCAUUUGCCCAUACAUUUCCACUCCUAUCUUGACUCUUGUAGCUCGUUUCUCAGAUCUCAACAACCGUCCCUUACUGCAAAACCAUGGCAAGGCCUCACACAGCCCUGCUUUGAAGGCUUAGUCCACUAAUAAUUUAAGAGGACAAUAUACCUAUUGCUUAUCAAAAAAUGAAAUAGGGCCAAUCUAUUGCAUGGACCAGCAAAAGCCUACAUAUAGUAUAAAAUGACCAAGGACUCAUUUUGUGGGACUAGGACCAUGCAUGGCUACUCUCUUCCCCGCCCACCAAUGUUCCAGAAGGUUUUUAAAAUUUUAGAUAUAUCUUAGUACUCCAAAACAUUUCGAAAGGCCAAGGAGGGACACUUUGUUUGGAUUGGUGUCUGGAGAUUCAGCUAGGGUCUGUGGAAUACUGAGAAUUUGUAUCAAUUUAUAGAUCAUUGUUGGGAGGUAUGUAUUCAAUCAGGAUUGAUUACAAUAUAGGAUAAAAUAGCACACACAUUAAAUGCUUUGAUUUUGAUGUUAGCUUCUAGUACAGAAACCACAGUUACCAAAGGGGGAGGGGGUGUUAAAACUAAACUGCAACGCAUAACACGAAAAUUUUAAUUCUGCAAUAUGAUUGCAACCAAGAUGGGGGCUGUCUCUGGACACAGAGAAGAGUCAUGCAUCAUAUCAAACCGUUUAUAAACGUUUCUUCAUUAGAUCCAAGGUGGUACAAGGACUGAACAGGCAACUAUUACAGAGAGCUUUACUAAUGCUUGCUUGACUGAAUCAACUUAUAUUACUUUUGAAUAUCCCAAAAACUCAAUUUCUUCAUCAGAUCUACAAUUCUACAUCAAAUGUUAUCCUAUCGUGUCCACAUUAUCAUCAGCCCAAACAAAUUCUAAUUAAAGUCAUGUAAAACAUAAAGUCUUGGCUGUUGCCUUGACUAGUUUGAAUUACUUUAGGCGUUGUUAACAAUUUAAUAAAGAAUCCAAGAUUUCAAAUCUGUUUAAUUGUAUUUACUUAUAUUACAUCAAAAGCAAGUUAAUAGUUUUUUUUUUAUCGUAGAAACAUUGCUUUCAAAAUUUUGUUUGAAAUGUUUGAAAAAAAUUACAAUAUGUGAAUAUUUAUGCACAAUGUAGCGCAAAUAGACGACAGAUAUACCCACUUCUUUGAAAAAGUUGCAUCUUACUGUCUAAAGUGUAACAGUUGCUGAUACAUUGCUGCUUGUUCACAAGAGAAGGUGGUGAAGGUGUACAGCGAGGAUGGUACGUGUCGGUCCUUGGAGGUGACUGCGGGAGCGACGGCGCGGCACAUUUGUGACAUGUUAGUGGAAAGAGCGCACUGUCUAAGUGACGAGAGUUGGUCUGUGGUGGAGCUGCACCCACAUCUGGGACUCGGUAAGGAAAGAAUUUAAGAUUGAACUACAAAAAAAAUUCCAGCCUACAGUAACUGAGCAGUAUACGGCUAUAACCUGUCUGUCUGUGCAUCCAGUGUUAAUUUUGUCUACUAACAAUUUUAGUCGGAUUUUAGGCGACUACAAUUUUUGAGAUUUAGUUGACUAAAACUAGACUAAAACAAUUCAGAUGACUAAAAUAUGACUAAAACUAAAAUGGCUUUCUUGUCAAAAGACUAUGAAUAAUACUAAAUUGAAAUUUCUCCAAAAUUAACCUUGGCGUGUGAGCGAGCCACAGAAGGCUUGGGAGACAUACACCUAGAGGGGCUAGGGACACAAAGAAAAACAGGGGGGCUGGGGAAGGGGCACCAGGGUUUGGGAGAGAUACACCUAGAGGGGCUGGGGAGGGGGAAAAAGAGACAGAUAGAGGCUUUAACUAAACCCAUUAGAUUUUGGUUGUGUUGACUAAAACCUACUGGAGAUUUAGUUGACUAAAACUAGACUAAAAAUAAAACAGUUCAGAUGAAUACGACUAAAAGUAAAAUGGCUUUUUAUUUAAAAGACUAUGACUUAAACUAAACUGAAAUUUGCCUCCAAAAAUAACACUGCAUCCAUCUAUCUGUUCAUAUGGGCAGGUUGACUUUACCUCUGGUAGUUUGCCUACAAAUUUAAAAUCACAAGGUAACAACAUAUCUUCCAACGUGUAAUUUGGUAAAGUUCACAGACUUCAGCCAUGCUUAUGCAUUUUACAUGAUUCUCAGACAUUGUGCUUAUCCUUAUUAAUUAUAAAUGGGGAGAGGCCUUAUUUCACCCUUCCCGUGUCUCAUAUUUUAUGCACAGGCGGUAUAAUCGUGGCCGCUUACCUGAAACUGUUUAUUAUGCCAUGACCUUGUCUUUCGGGUGGUGCAACGUGAUUUUUUUUUCAAGUUUUGUGGUAGCAUAUUUGCAACUUCAUUUAGGUACAUUCCCUAACUGUGAUUUUUCUUGUAAAAAAACUAAUUUUGCGAUGGACUGUUUGAACCACACAAUUUAGGUUUAGUUGUGGUUUUGGACUAGAUUACUAUGCAAUUCUUUUGUGCUUGCAUGACAAACUCCCCGGGAAAUACAAAGAUGCUUUACUCAUAUUUUGGGGUCAAAAAUAGCAUAUCUUGCCUUUAAAUUAAUAUGUAUGGAUCAGGUUUUCAGAUGAUUUAAUACUUUUGGAUAAACGUCUAAAAUUGUUUAAUGUUUUGAAAAAAAUAAAAAUUAAAAAUAAAACAACAUAUAAUUUCUUGCAGAUUUAUCAUCUACUUAAAUGAGGGUAUUGAGUAUAGAUAUCAUGUCAUUAUGCAGGUUCCACCACAGAAACAGAAUUUUUUUAAUAAAAGUAUUAGUAUUAGUUAAUAGUGAUGUCCCGAACUGUUUGCCGAACGGUUUGCGAACGGUUCGCCACGGACUCACCAUUGAGUAAACUUUGACCCUGUACCUCACAGUCAGCAGACACAUUCCAGCCAAUCAGCAGCAGAUCCUCCCUCCCAGACCCUCCCACCUCCUGGACAGCUCACUGAGAAUGCAGCUUCACAAUGGAUGCUGUCCAGGAGGUGGGAGGGUCUGGGAGGGAGGGUCUGCUGCUGAUUGGCUGGAAUGUGUCUGCUGACUGUGAGGUACAGGGUCAAAGUUUACUCAAUGAUGAGUCUGUGGCGAACCGUUCGGCGAACAGUUCGGGACAUCACUAUUAGUUAAUUAUUAAAAUCCUACAUAGCCGCCGUGCCGCGGUAGAAGUAUCUCCAUAGUUGUUUCAGCAUUGUAAAAUUAUCUGAAUUGAGUAAAGAACAAUUACCAAUUAUUUUAAUAAUUCACUGCUUUGUAGUCCUCCAGUCUUUGGUGACUUUUUUUUAACCUUGUUACAGAUGAAUAUAAAUGUUCAGUUGUGAAUAUAUGUAUUCCUGUGUGAAGUUCUACGCUUCACAAGGCUGAAUUUACAUUUGAGGUGUUUGUAGAAUUCUAAGGUGCGCUCUCCUCUCCCCCCUCCCCCACCUGACCCCCUCCAAAAAAAAAGAAAAAAUGCAGGUAAAGCGGGUUUAAUUCAUUUAUAAAAAACACCUAAAUAAUGUGUUUCUGUAAGUAUAAUGAGUGUAUGCAGCUGUGUGAAUGUAUGCAAGAUUAAAAAUAAUGUAGCGGUUAGAAGUGGUUAGGGUAUGAGGGGUUAACGAGGGGUUAAUGGCAGAGUUAGAUUGCAUACCGUGUUUAGUGUUAAGAGGAUUAAAAGCUUGAGAGGGGUUAUAGUUGUGGUAUAAAAGGUGUUGAAAAUGAUUGGGUUUAGGGUUAGAGUUACAUUUUGUAUUGUGGUACAUGGUGUGUUUAAUUCCUAAAAUAAGUUAAACCUAAGAUUAAGUUAAAGAGAUGUGUUUUAGGAUUAGACUUUGAGUGCUUUUAUUUGUCUAGGUUUUGGGAAAGGCUAAAUUUAGGGGGAAAUGGGUAUUUAGGAUACAGGCAUGUGUAGGUUAAAGUGUUAUUUGCAAAGUACUCACCCUCCUAUGAUUGACAUCAGAACGGAGGAGCUGGUAUACAGUGUGCAUCACUCAGUGCUGUUCCUAUUUCUCCUGCAAGGCAUUUCCUGUUUGACUUGGGCAUCCAUUUUUGGACAAACACGGUUUCGUCCGAAUUUUUGGCAAUUUGUUCAUUCGUCCAAAAUGGACAAAGGCAAAUUACAACAAUGAAACAAAGAAUGAAUUGUGUGUUAGGUGAAAUUUCGCUCAUGCAAUUCAUUAUUUGUUUGUAGUUAUUGUAAGGAGGAAGUUACCAGCUCACAGCUCCCUAUUUGUAAUACUUAAAAAUAGAAGCUUCCUAAAUCGACCCAUGCUCCCCCUUACCCUUGGCCUAGGGGAGUCAAUAUGACCCCUAUAUUGGUAAAAGAAAGGUUUAAUCAUCCCUCCUGUUUCUAUCCGCCAUGCGGUGUGUAAGGGCAUGACUGCUAAUCAGCGAGCAGUCAGUGGCUUCUCGCUGUCAUCUAAAACAAAUUAAUAUCUGAACUUGCAGGGUAAGGAAAGCCUUAUAAAGGCUGCAGUUUGAAUCAGAGCACUCUGAUUGGUUGAGUAAGCCAAGGUAAGAGUACUCUGACUGCUUACCUAUCAGUCUCAAGAGCAAACAAUCAGAGCACUCUGACUCAAAUUGCAUGGCGUGUCAAAUUAAAGACCAUGCAAGCUCAGUCUGUGUGGCGCCCUCGCAGGGUGAAGAUGGACUGUUUUUUUGUUUACACUAUGCCGCCGCCCAUUUAAUUAUUUUAAUAAGUCACCCACUAUGGGAGACCUAUGCUAGGUUCCUAUUUAUUCAUUUAUUGGAUUAUCGACUGGGCAGCAACAUUUUUGCCAGACGUUAGGUAACUGCCUGGUAAUUCAGGAGUUCAGGAGGUGAAUGCAAUGUAAGAAGCAGAUGUAUAAAACAUUACACGAGGCAACUCUAUGGGAGAAAUGUAUCAAAGUGUAGAUAAACAGUAUACAUAGAAAUAGAAUGUGUCUGUAGCUGCCAUUGGUUUCCAUGGUAACUGCCACACUUUUAGUAGCUUUGAUAAAACUUGAGCAUUUCUGGCCAAUGCAGCAUCUGUAAGUUGGGGGAUCUUGUAUGCAAUUGAAAGGCAUUAAAUCCCUUUUGCUUGAGUUAUGUCACAAAUCCACACAUUGAUGAAGGGGCCACAAUCUUUUAGGGAGGGAUUAUUAUAGGAGCCACGAAGCUUUGUUACUUGUAAUUCCAUCUGCGGUGAAUGUAUAUAGCUGUUUCAAUUUGUACCAUUACAUAUACAUGUUUAUGUGUGUAUGUAUAGAUUUAUAAAUAUAUAUUUUACAGAGAGGACAAGUCUUACAAACACAGAGUCGCAGGCAGGGGGGGCGUGCAAUAUUAAUAACAACCAGUGUUAUAACUAAAACAGCUGCAAACACUUCACACUCUGUGCAAAAGUUGAAGAACAUAAAGCAAAAUUAGUACUAAGCUAGAAACCUUAUAAAAGUGAACACAUUUUAAAGUGCAACAAAAAAGUGCAACUUCUUUUAUAAAUUAAAAAAAUACUAUAAUCUAAUAGCUUAUACAACAAAGUGUUUCCUUAUUCAUGUCCUAAAAAAGAAAAACAGCACACAUGUCCAUAGUGCAUACUGUUUAACUUAAAAGAACAUCCAUAUCCCUCCCCCGCCCCCGCAAAUGGUGCAACCAGAGCCUAUUUGGUACGUACCUAUUUUAUGAAUGGGGAGCUACCGAUUGGCUUGCAGGAUCAGUUGACUGCUUUAGUCAAUCAGGGACGUCCCUGCUUGGCGGCACUAUGCUGUUCCUGUAACUCAGGUUCAGAAGCCAGAUGCCACCUGGGGGAACUGGAGAUCAGCGCUGGAGGCAACAUUUGAGAAUGGUAAGAGUGAGCCCGGGGGGCUCUUAACACCAUAGCAACUUCAUUUAGUUGAAAUUGUCAUAAUGACCGGAGUGUACCUCUAAGCUCUGUAGCAAAUAUCACACUUAUCUUAUAUGGCCUUACCUAUGUUCAGAUGGUAAUCAAUUCCUGAUGUGGGGGUUACCCAUUGAUUUUACCAGUUGGAUCACUUAUAUGGCAUGCCAUAGUCUUCUAGGGGUAUUUCUUAUGUUUCUUUGCUAUUUUGUGAUCAGCUAUACCUGAGCCAUCCUCCUUAAUGCAUACCUCUUAGAAAUUAGGAAGUUUAUGGGUGUUGUUCUGAUAGUUAAAUAUACUAGGUCAACAAGUUGUGUCAUGGUUCAUGACUAGGAAAUUGUAUCAUGGUGUGACUCCAAAGUGAACGCAUCAUAACAAAUCUUAAAGGGACAUUUCACUGCCGAAAUAAUAAAAAACGCUGUUGAUCUAUUGCUUGCAGCCCUCAUAGAAGGCUAGUUCUAAAUGUGUAUAUACAUAAAAACACUAAAUUUUUGUCUUGUUCUAACAUCUUUUGAUUUUUCACAGAGCGCUGCCUUGAAGAUCACGAGUCGGUGGUAGAGGUUCAAGCAAUGUGGCCUGCGGGAGGAGAUAGCAAAUUCAUCUUUCGCAAGAACUUUGCCAAGUACGAACUGUUCCGAGGAUCCCCUGUGAGUAUAGAAAGUUGAUUGACUGAUUCAGACCUGCUCUGAUUAGUUAGCAUUUGUUUGUUUUUUCCACACAUAUUUACUUUUGGAAAUUUUUGACGAUUCUGUAGUUGUAGGUAUUCUUCUUCAAACAGUUAUUUACCGUUCUUGGUAGGAAUCUUAUCUCCUCAAUUCUGUCUUUGCUGUGUAACAGUGGCACAUUAUUGACUUCAUUAUCUUCGAUCUAUGAAUUAUUCCUGAUUUAUUGUAUCAAUAGAUGGAUGAAUUUGUUUUAAAGUUAACAAAAACACUUCACAUGUUUGCUAAGAGUAAAAAACGUAAGUUUGGAGUCAUGACCAAAUUCCUUUUGAAAUUAGCAGAUAUAUGAUAUGCAUUGGGAGUAUGCAUAUCAAAGCACUGUUACUUUAAUUGUAUAGUUUUGGCACUGUACUUCUUUGAAUUGUGUUUUUAUUACAUACAUUUUCAUGAUAUAUACUGUAUGCACAAUUCUCUCACAACAGAUUAAUUAAAUAGUUCAUUUAGCAUUAGAACUAUUUAAUUUGUGUCCCAUGUUAAAAUUAGUGUAGGACCCACCAUUAUUAGGGGCAUGCGUCAUAAAGUUGAGCUUAACACAAUAUAGCCGUAUGGUGGAACUGAAUCCCUAUUUACUUGCUUGCUAAGGUAGGUGAUUUUAAGUAGCCUUCUAAAAUGUAAAACUGUAUUUUUAUGUGUGAGCUGUUCCUUAAUCUGCAUUAUUUUUGCUAAGAGUGUAAUUUUGCAACUGUAACUUUCCGUCCCAUAGUAUUCAUUGUUUCCAGAGGAUAUGGUAGGAGGAAAUGCAGAGACGCACAAAGGACUUUCUCACUCGGAGCUGAUACAGGUAGCUUAUCUGAUUGAUGACACAGAAAUAUGUUACGGUUUUAAUCUUGUAUGACCCUUAAUACAGAAAUGCACUGUUUAAUAGUUCUUUGUUUUUAGACGUUGUUGUAGGGCUUCAGGGCUUUGCUAUCCAUGAGUCAGAGUAUAAAUAGUUUAUAUAAACCUAGACCAUUGAAGUCACAGUUCCUGGAAUAUUUGAUACUGAAACCUGCUGGAUAUUUUUUUUCUAUUAGAACUUCUUGAAUCUGGGUAGCUGGCCAGAGAUUCAGGGAUUCUUGCACAUGAAGGAAAGCGGACGUAAGGUCUGGAAGCGAUUCUUCUUCUUCCUUCGACGAUCUGGCCUCUACUACUCUACCAAGGGAACUUCUAAGGUACGACUAAAAUACCUGAAUGACUGUAGCUGAAGAAUUACAUAAUUUUGCAAGCAGGUGAUUUGUAAUAGAGCACUAUCUAAGCUUUCAGAAGAAAAAAAAAUAACUUGACAUUCUUUAAAAAGACAGGUGCAUUGUGCAAAAUAUAUUUGCGGACAGUCAGUUGUGUAACAUUGAUGAAGACAUUCUAUUGAAUGUUUGUCCAAGAAAUGGGUUUGGUCUACCUGUUCUAAUCUCUAUUCCAUGCUGAGAGUUCCAGAACUUCUUUCACAUCACAAAAUCAAUAAAACACAGUCAAUAACUGACAUCAACUAUUAAAGAAUAUUGCUGUUGAUAUUGCCUAAUCAUCAUAUACAAAUUGCUAAAGGCGCCAGCAGUCCUAUUCACUUAAUGUUGAAAUUGUAAGCAUAAUUUUUACCAAUAUUUCUUGGCAAUUGCAAUUUACUCAAUUGUAGUUGUACUCAGUUCUGCUGAGUAUUCUAUUCUAUUCCUUCAUUCAGUCAAAUGUUACCCAAAUUAAGCUGUAUAGCCUAAGGGCACAGUGAGAAAAUAUUUACAUAUAAAAUGAAGAGGUGCCCGGGAUCCCCUAAUAUAUGAGUGGGGCGAAUACAUGCCCCCUUAUGGUACCAUGAAUCUACUGGAGCUGUCCACCUCAUAAAAAUCAAACUGUUUUCGGGUCAGGUCUCCUUUUAUAUUGCUAAUGCAACAGUUUCUGUUUUUGUAUUAGUUACAUCAAUUCCUCCUAUACUUAAAUGGAAUUCAUUUGCUGAAAGCAUUAGCACUUUGUGCCAAAUAACUAUGUCCAAAUAGAGAUAAAAUUUAUUUAUUUAUAGGAGGGCACACUUCCACUUUAGAUAGAGAAGUGGACACCAGACAGGAGGCACCCAGAGGACCCAAGUAAGGGUUAAACUGUUCUAAAGACUCUUUGACUCUUACCCAGUAUAACCCCUGGCACCAUAACCACUACAAAGAGCAGUUGUAGUCAAGUAGGGUUCAAGACUGACCCUGUAAAAAUAAAAUGUACAGCAACAGGUUUCUGAAUCUUGUUCAUUGUUUCUUCCUUCUUUCCAGGAUCCUCGACAUCUUCAGUAUUUUGCCGACGUAAAUGAAUCGAAUGCGUACUGCUUGACACAGGGAAAGAAACUCUACAAUGCCCCCACGGAUUUUGGGUUCUGUUUAAAAGUAUGUUUUUGUGAAAGAUAUCAGCGAUAUAGUUCAAUAUAUUUCUCUACUGCAUUGCUCUCCAGAAAGCAUCUCUUCAAUUUCAGUGUUUAAUUAUAAAAUGAAUUCACUGAAGAUGACCAACCCUGGCUCGACCUCCAGCGGUAUAGGGUUAGCUUUGAAUUCUGGACCUUGUAAUAGACACAGAGGACUAGAAAGACUAGCUAACUAUAUGUGACUAGUUAUAAGUUCCAGGUUUUUAUUAAAUCUACCUAAUGUUUCUAUCCUCCACAGCCAUUGAAAAUACGGAGUGGCACCAAAGGUCUGAAGAUGUUAUGCAGUGAAGACGAACAAGCACGUACCUGUUGGCUUACAGCAAUUCGUCUAUUUAAAGUGAGUUUGUCAGCCAUGUUCUUCCGAUUCUCACUGAAGCAGCUUUGCAGGCGAAUUACUUGGAUUAUUACAUGUAUUACAAUGGUUUAACUCAGAUGCAUUGUGUAAUGGUUGUUGACCUUCCUCGUUCAGGUAUCCAAAUUAUGUAUGUCGCAUUUGCAUGACAACCCAUUUUUGAACUGUAAAUUAGUUUGAUAACUGAUUCUGACAUACAAUAAAGACUAAAACACGUGCUAAGAAAAGCUUCAUCAAAAUAAUCCCAUUGCAAAGGGGGCUCCAGUAGAGUGGAAAAAGUUGAUUAAUGCAAAAACUCCUAGGGACCUACUGAACGUUUUUAUGGGCUGCAGACCCAAAUUUACGUUCUUACCCAAGAGUUCAUAAUCUACAGCUUCGGUAUAAUAUAAUACAAUAUAGUAUAAAGACUUGGUGUUAUUUUACAGCAAUAUAAUUCAAAGUUAACUAUGUUGCAGAUGAUGGGCUAUAAAUACAUGUAUUGUUUCUUUUACAGUAUGGUGCUCAGCUAUACAAGAAUUACCAGUUGUCCCGACGCGGUCCACAGACUUGGGGGGAACACACAAAACCGGUAAUACAUCUUUGAAUUAUCAUUCUUCUCAAGAACAAAACCUUAAGUGCAUGACUGUAUGGCAUCAAAUCCUCUCAAUGAACACAGACAGGGUUAUUCACUAAAGGUAGAAUUAAAGGUGAAUUUCAAAUUUAAGUUCAAAAUAGCAAAACUUGAAAAAUUCGCCAAGGCAGCUAAGCUUCCAGUUCUGCUACAUCAGCCUUAAAUUUUAAAUUCACUUUGAAUUCUCACUUUAUUUAUAACUCUGAUAAUGUAUGCAUGCUGUUCAAUAGGUGCUCAAUCAACAUGACCUAUUUUACAGGAGCCUUACGAUGUAAAUUACAGAUGUACUGGGUUUGCUCAAUAUUGUCUCAGGCAGUUUAGAGACUGAUUUGCAAAAUAAAAGUCUAUAACAUAAUUACUAAACACAGCUUUAACCUUGUACUCUUCUCCCUACAGCGCAGUGCGUCUGACAGCACACUAGUUCCCAUGGAUUUUUCGGGGUGUACAGGUCGUGUGAUAGAGAAUCCUCUUGAAGCAUUGUCUGUGGCCCUGGAGGAAGCUCAGUCAUGGAGGGUAAGCUUUUUGAUAGCACAUUAAACAUAUAUUUUAUAGCCCAUAUAUUACAUCAGUGAAAUCUCAAAGGAGGCGAGAUUGUGAUUCACAAGGCAAUGUUUUAUCCGCUCCUGGGCAUGUUGUACCUCUAUGGUUUUAAUGUUCCAUAUCAGUGUAAUAUGGUCAAGCUACAGCAUAUUACUCCAAAAUGUCUAUGGCCCAACUCUCCUGGUUCUGCAAAGGUUGGACAGGUAGAGUCAGAUUAAAUAUCUAUCCAAAAAAAAAAACACUGAUAAAAUUAAGCAAAAGUCCAUGUAACUCAUAGGUAGGUUUUAAAAUAUAAUUAAGCUACACUUGUUUACAUUUUAAAAUUUUUCAAACUUCCAAUGGACAACAUAGAAAUAUCAUGUAUCUCUGUUUGUUUUUUGUUUUAUUUUUCCCCAUCAGAAGAAAACAACUCAUCGUUACAGUUUGCCUACCCCGUGUCAAACCAACCUGAGUAGUGCAGGUAGGUUAUGAAGAGUCAUAUUUAACAUCUUCUUAAAAAUAUGUAUUAAUAGGAAAUCCUUACCUAUUCAAUUCCUUCCCUGUCAGGGAUUCACAAAACUCAGGCAUGGUACCAUGGGCGGCUGUCACGAGAUGAGACACAACGUCUUAUAGUACAACAAGGAAUGGUGGAUGGGUAAGUGGUGGGAUACCAGGUUUAAAUGCCCAACACAAUUGGUGAUCUUAACUAGCUUCUUCAUACUGUAACAAUCCAUUGAAUUGCUUAUAGUACCUUCAGUAUUCAGUUAAUAGAGGAGAGGGAUGUCCAUGUACACAAAACAGAUGCCUGCAAAUUAAAGUACUCACUGAAGAACAGGACAAUUGUUGGGUUUCUCCAUUCAUCUCCACUAGGGUUUAAAAGAAUAAAAACAGCUCACACGAGCCGAGGACCUAAAAAUUACAAGAAUUUAUGGAGAACCUCCAAAAAGUUUUUAUUUAUUUAUUUUUUUAAUUUUUGUAAUUUUCCAUAGAUCUCAGAUUUCUGAGAAGAAAUUUCUCUCUAUCUAGAAUCAGUGGCAUAAUGAAGGGUGUUGGUUCUUCUCCGACUGACAGCCAAGAGGGAGGUGCACACAGCAUCCCCACCCAGCACUGUUAUUGAUUGUAGUGAGGUUGAGCAUGAGGUUGAGGGAGGCUAGAGGGACAUAUGGAGGAGAGACACACAAGGGAUGGAGGGGGCUGGGGAGACACACUGGAGUGACAGUGGAGAACAAAACACAAGUAGGUUGGGGGAUUGGAUAAUCCAUGGUUCUCCAAACUGGCCCUCCAGAUGUUGCUGAACGGCAACUACCAUGAUUCUUUGACUGAAAUAGAUAGCUAGAGAAUCAUGGGAGUUUUAGUUCAUCAGAAUCUGGAGUGCCAACGUUUGGAGAACCUUGCAAUAGACAACUAGGGAAUUGUGCAAGAAUAACAUUCAUAGGUAAUCCACUGCAAAAAUAAAUAAAAAAUAAAGUGUAACCACUACGUAGUUAGAUGUGUCCUAUUUCAUAUAACAAUAGUGUUCUCUUUCCUCAUACAGAGUUUUCCUGGUACGUGAAAGUACAAGAAAUCCUAAUGGUUUUGUCCUGUCCUUAUGCCACAUGCAAAAGAUCAAACACUACCUCAUCUUACCGGUAUGUGCACUACAAUACACUACAUAACAGUCUAACACCGGGGAAAGUGUUAAACCCCUUCAAUUGUUUUUUCUUUUCUUUUACAAACUGAAAUUGAUAAGACUUUAUGGUGUGGCCCAAUGCCAUUAGUUCUCUGCACAACAAGAUAACUCUUUUUAAUGAUUAAAACAAUGUUCUAUUUCAUUCUUACAAAACAGUCACCCAUUAACCUUCUUAUCUGUACAAUUUUUUAUUCUAACCUUCUUCCUCUGUAUGUGACCCUGGCAGCUCGAUUCACUAUAUCCCAUAUAACUACUAGUAUGUUGUUUUAAAGUUUAUUUGAAAUUUACUUUUAAAGGGGAAAAGUUAUUUCCAAUGACUUAUAAAAUGAUGUUAUAUUUAGCCUAUGUUUUGCGAAUAUGGGUUUGUGUUUGAGUGGUCUGAAAAAAUAAAAAUUAAAGAGUCACUUUAAGCUUCAUCAGGACACUGUAUAAUUGCAAACUGGGUGGUCCUCAGGACACCCUGAGCCUACUCAGUUCAGAGAGUGACUUAUGAGUACAGCAUUUUUAUGUUUUUAUUUAUGGCUUGUUCCAAUACAGAGGACCAGCACAAAUUUCAGAAUGGUGCAUCAAAAUAUAGUCAUACAUUGCAUUGUCAGAUAGCAUGAGCACAGAAUAAUUUAUAUAUUAUAUUAUAUUUAGGAACGUAUGUACAGGCUAGAGGUGGACCACUAUAGAAGCCCCUAAGUAAGCAUUGUAUAAGUAUAGAAAAACAUCUAGCUUAGUCUAAGCGGCAUAUGUCAGAAACAACUGACGUUUUACAGAGAGCAGAUAGAAAAUAAGACAUUGCAUUAUACGAGAGAUAAACAGGAGUCCCAGAAAAGCAUAAAUAGCUAGGCAGCAAGGGUUCCUCGUGCGACACCUGAUCUUGAGUGUGUUGGCAAUGUAGGAGAAAUCUGAUCUUAUGCAUGGGGCUGCCAGCCUCCUAGUUAAUCCAAACAUGGCACAGCAGUCGGGGCACCUGAGUUCGGCUCCGGUAAGUAUAAAUCUUCACCCAUGAUUGGGCCCUGUCAAGGAACAGUCCCAGUCUCCAAAUUGUCAGGACAUGAAGGCUGUAGAGGACCUGAAACCUGCGCACAUGUCUGCUUCUGCUGGCUAUCCAUUCAGAUAUCUGCCCCGGAGUAGGCAGUCUACUGUGGGUACUGAACAGACACUAUCUCCUGGGUAUUCUGGCUAAAUAGAGCAGUCUCUGAGCUCCUCUGUCAGUUUGAUAUCCAGCAUAAGAAAUCUUCAUCUUGAUGGAAUGUCAAGAUGUUCCAGACAGCAGGAGAGCGCCGCCUCUCCUGUGCCAACACAGCGAGUAUGCCGUCAGGGAAUUAGAGUGGAUCAGCGGUAAAGCUCGAUAAUAAAAGUGUAAGCACCCAAUAAGCAGGAGCAUGGUUCUAGUAAAAAAAGUAGGCAACCCAUCAUUAAAAUAGAAAUAGAAAACUUCUGAGGAGCUAUGGCACUGUGCGUCUGCUCUGCAUGGCGACCAAGUCUCACCCCACUGACUUCAGCAUUUUUAACCCUCAAAGCUGUAAAUGUAUAUAUAUAUAUAUAUAUUUAUAUGUAGUCAAUAAAUUGUUAAACACAGGUCUGCACACCAGUCAAGCCAUAAGACUUGCUUUUCCCACAGAAAUCUCCAGUUUGCAUAUAUAUAAUAUAUAUAGAAAUUAUUUUUGCUUUUGUAUUUUUAAUGUAUAAUUCAUAUAAUUCAUUAAACACAGGAGGCAAUUCUCACCACAUAGUUUCCAUUUAAAUGUAGAAAUGUACGCUGUCAUAUGUACCCCUAUCCUGGAAUGGAGAGACAACAUCUUGGCUCCCCGUCAAUCAUUCAAAAAUCAGCCUUUACAUCUGUCAGCAGAGAGCAACGGAAAAUUGGGGGUUUUAUAUAAAGAAUAAUUUUGAGGCAGUUCUAAGUUGAAGCAAUCAGCAGUGACAUUCCAUUGGUUUCUAUAGCGACUGCACGAUUUUUAGAACCUCUGUACUCAUUAGCCCCAAAAUUCCAAUUUCUCCCCCAAUACAAUGGACUCUCUGACAAUUCCAUGACUGAACUGUAUUGUAAUGCACAUGUAACAUAAAGUAGAGCAUUACAUGAUAAGAAAUCAUCACAAGCUAGAGAUAAUUAUCAAUGCUUUGUUAAAUGAUGACAUCACCGGGAAUGUUACAGUUCCCUUUAAAAGUGCUCUGGUUACCGUCUGAGAUUUUUGCAUAUUUUGCAAGGACCCCAAUGGUUACUGCUCUGCUUGUUGCCUGGCGACCAAAAGGUGCAGGGAAUGGUGAACUUUACUUACCUGAAACUGUCCCAUGUAACUGCUGCCAUCCUCAUCCAAUCGGACCUGCUGGAUAGACAAUGCCUUUUUUCAUACAGCCAUCACUAUUGAUGGCUGGGGGUAAAUGACAACUAUGGAAUGUAAGCUCGUUUGAGCAGGGUCCUCUCCAACCUAUGGUUCCUGUAAGUUUUUUUGUAAUUAUCCUAUUUAUAGUUAAAUCCCCCCUCUCAUAAUAUUGUAAAGCGCUACGGAAUCUGUUGGCGCUAUAUAAAUGGCAAUAAUAAUAAUAAUAAUAAUAAUAACACUUGACAGUGGUAGCUCUGCCUUUAGUCAAAUUUUGUCAGGUGUAGGGAAUGUACUAAGACAAUGCAGUUCCUAGUUUGUCUUGGUAUAGAUUUUGACGGUGUCGGAAUUCCAGCACAGUCAAUUUGAGUAUUUCAUAAAGCUUUCAUAAAGCUUUUAUCUUCAUGAAAUUCUAAUCCUGGAGUGGGGUGAACCAGACACUUUAACAAUAAAUAUAGCCUCCCCAUCUCUGUGCUGCGCUCAAAUGCUUCAAAAGAAAUAUCUUGAGAGAUCAACAAACAGAAAACCAUGGCAUGGGUGAAACAAUUACAAAAGCUUUGUUGUUUGUACAAUGAAUAUUUUAAUGUUUUGUGCUGUUUAAUUAUGAAAUAUUAUGGACAGCAUAAAGCUUGUGUUUCCUUUCAAAUAGCCACGCACUACUUAUCUUUAUUUAUAGCCUUCAGCUCAGUGAUCACAGCAGUUCAGUGAAACACAAUGCCAAACUAUAUUAAAUAUGUAUGAGGACUGAUUGCAAACCUCUAGUAACCCCUAGCUCUAAUACCACAGCUUGACAGAAUGGACAAACGUUUCUAACGAUAUGGACAACUUCCAACCUUUAAAGGGACACUUUAGGCACCUACACCACUUCAUUGUCGUGGUCUUGGUACAGUGUACCUUUUGCACCUAGUGCUGCAAUGUUAAACAUUGAAGUUCCAGAGAAACUACAAUGAUUACAUUGCAGCACUAAGUCUGCCUCCAGUGACUGUCUACCAGACAGCCACUAGAGGGCUUCUUGGAUUGAAACGGACCUUUGGUCCGGUAUCUGACGCUGGACGUCCUCACACACUGCAUGAUUAAAUGCUACUAGUUUGCAAGUGGUAAUUUUGAGUCAUGUUAUGUGUGGAUUUCUUUAAGUGGGAGAGAUUUAUGGGAUAAGAUAAAUAAUCACAGAUGUCUAUGAGAAGGUCCUUAUUGGUGGAGACUCUUUUUAGUCUUGGAAUUGUUUGUCUGCUGUAGCUUGCUCAUGUUCUUCUCUCUUUUUAUUUAUUGAAUAAUUUUUAAUUGCAUUUCCUAUAACAUGCAGUAAAUAAUUAUGUGUAUCCACAUGCAGCUUUAUAAUGUUUCUUAAAGUUUUAUCAGAUUAGGGUGUUUGGAAGUUCUUUCUCAGUUACAAUUAUUCCCACCAGAAACUUUGGUACUUUCCUUUUUUUUAUAGAGCCAUGAAGGUAUAGGCUACAUCGUGUACGUUCAUGUUUUGUUUUGUUUUAUUUUUAGUGUGAAGAAGAAGGCAAACCAUACUUCUCCAUGGACGAUGGACAAACAAAGUUUGUUGACCUUAUUCAGCUGGUUGAGUUCCACCAGAUCAACAGGGGUAUCUUACCAUGCACCCUCAAGCACUACUGCACUUCCGUGGCACUAUGAUCCAGUCUUAUAUACUCAAGAUGAAUCAAGUCCUCAUGAAGGAAAUGGUUAGCCUACCAUGUUUUGGGAUGGCUUUCCCACCAUGAAAAAUAUAACGUGUCUACCAUUUUAAGGACAUUACAAAUGCAGUUUCAUGGAUCGGUUGAGUCGAAGUUACUUGAUUUCAUGCCUGCAUCGUCUUGAAGCUUACUCUGCGUUAAGCACUUAAAGCCUUCUCUGCGUGGCAGAAUUUUUGUCAUCCCGAGGAAAGAGGUUUUGGGACAGACAAUUAAUAAGCUACAUUUUUCUCCUUGUUGGUACAAGCAACUUUGAAGACUGUUAUGUGACAGUCUAGUGACAUUAAGUGGCUCGAUUCCACUUGAAGACAAGCUGCCUUGAAUCUCCUGUUUCCCCUUAAAAGCUGACGGGAGUUGGGCACCCAAAGGUUCGAAUAGGAAUACUAAAUGGUGCACCCGUUGAUGAGAGCACUGUACUGUAUAUAUUUACAAAAAUGUCACAUAUUUUUUAUGAAAAAAAAUCUUAUCUAUAUAUUUUUGUCUUCUAUUUUCUCUUAUUUUUGUACAAAACACUCUAACCUCAAAUCUACAUAUGAAGAGAAAAUAUUAUUUAUAUAUACCCAAGAGUCACUAAAAUAAAAAUAAAAAAUAUAAAAAAUCACCCAAAUGAUUAAUAAAGAUUUAUUUAAAAAAAAUUUUUUUUGCACAAAUGAAACACAGCAGCUAAUUAAACCAAAAUGGUGGCAAUUUUUUUUAUAGCAUUUUCAUCACGUCAGCUUUGUCACUUUAUGUAAAUCUCUCUCCUUUUUACAUAAAACCAUGUAUAUUACUUUGUGCUAAUAAAAUGCACACAUCAUUCUAUUUGAUUAGAGUGGAUUCAAAAGCAAAAUCAUGUGCUUGAAGGAACACCUAAUAAGGCUGCAAGUUUUGCAUUUAACUGUUACCGCUCUGUUAGUGGAAGCAUUUACAGUACUAGAACAGGUAUCACGGUAAUUCUCUAAAAAGGUUUAUGGAGGAUUAUUACUGUGUUUUUACGGUCAUGAAUGAUUCUUGAACAUUUGUUAAAAGUACAUUUUCAGUAAAUCUACUGUUCUUUAAUGUAAAGGCAGGUAGACAGAACUUGGGGCAACUACAGGCGUACGCUACACAAUUAUUGAAUUGCUGCUGCUGAAGUUGACAACUAAAAAAAGAGUUUUGAUUUGGCACAAUAUGUUUCUUUGUGUAAAUUAAGCUAUAUAUAUAUAUAUAUAUGUACUGAUCAGCCACAACAUUAACACCGCCUGCUUAUCGUGUAAACACCCUGCGAGAACAGCUCUGAUAUAUUGACGCAUGCACUCCACAAGACAUCUGCGUGUCCUGUGGUAUCUGGCACUAGUAGCACAUCUUUUAAAUCCUGUAACUUGCAAGGUUGACUCUGUGAAACGACGCUUGACGUCCUCACGGCCUUGAUGAAUCCCCAUAGGAAAGCACCUUCUGGGGAAGGCCUAAAGCAGGAAUAUGGUGAAUGCCUAAAGCGUGCGUGCCACUUGUCGCUCAUGCACACUAGGUCUCUCCAUCGGCUGACGUUGGAAGAGGGGGAGCGCAAACCAGUGCUGAAGGACAUUGGAGCUGGAGUUGGAUAAGUGAAUAAAGAGUUAUUUAACCCAUGGUGGGGCUUCGGGGGCAGAGGAACAUGAUGUUAGUGUUAGGAAUACAGCUUUGUAUUCAUAACACUAAAUAUUGCUGACAUGCUUAGAGAGAAUUGUAGUAUAGCACAGUAUAUUAAGAAAUGUGGUCCAAGAAAACGGAUCAAACAUGGCAGCUCAAUGACAUAAGGGACAUCAACACUAUGAAUACUAGAAUGUCUGAUGGAGUGUCAAUGACAGAAAUUUAGACAGAUAAAAUGACCGAAAGCACAUUGGAGGCAUGACUCUUAAAAAAAAGGAUGUUAUUAAGACUAUUCCUUAAAAAAGGGGGCUACAUUCGAUGAGUUGGAAAACUCAAAAUAGUUGCAUAGAAUAAAAAUCCAUAAUUUGUCUAGAAGCAGAAGAUGGUGGGGUUUUUUUGAGUCCUGAAUAAGCAGAUGGAUUACUAAAAUUGGGUAGCAUAUGAGAGCUUGCUUGGAUUAAGUUUUUAAGCAUGGGUGAUAGAAAGAGAGGGAUGACCAAAAAAGGGGUGGCAUACUGGAGUCUGAUUGAGUGAGGUUAUUGCAGAAACAUCUUUCUUCGGAGAGUGAGAAAAUAUUUUACAAGAGCUGAGAACUGUCAGUCCAAGAGACUGGAAGAGAAGCCAACGGAGAUUAAAUAAAUCACAGAAAGACAUCCUGUCCCGAUCAAUAUCUCCACACAUCACUUGAUGAGAGGAAAGGUGUAAGAGUAUCUUCUAGGCCUUUUAAUAUGAGAAUAGAGAAGAGCACAUGCUUUGGAUUGAGCCAAAAGUGACUUAUUAUUGAUAGCUUGUUUGUUUAUUGCCCCACAUGGAAGAAAGACAAUCAUUUGAGGCAACAUCAAGAGAAUGAACUGGAAUGUGGAGGAUUCAAAAUCAGAAUAUGAUCCUCAAAACAGAAGUCAAUUUGAGAGCAAACUGUCAGGUCUUACAUGAGGUGGGAGGCCGGUAGGCAGAGAUUUGUGCUCACCCUUGCAGAUAUACACAGUCCAAGGUGAUAAGGUUAGAAACCACUAGGACUGUUAAUCUGUGCACGGGGACUGUCCAUGAAAGGUGCUCCAAUUUGCAGUACAGACAAGGACACAAGAAGAAGGUUCGUUAAGGAUAAGCCAAAGUCAGAGGAUGACAGAGGUCCGGAUAAACAAGGAGGAAUGCCAAGGUCAGGAGCCGGGGUCAAUCUGGAGAACAAGUACCAGGAGACAAAACAGGAACCAUACACGAUCAUCAGAAUUAAAGAACUGACAAAGUUCCCAGGGCAAGGCAGUGCUUAAAUACCCAAAUUAUUAGUGAUCUGCCUCAGGGCAAACACAGGUAUCAGCCAGAGAUGAAGUCCAGGCCCCUAGUGUUGCAGACAAAGCCAGGAAUAGCAAGGAUAUAACUUAUCCAAAAGAACAGAAUCUGCUGUGGCUUACAGGCACUUCUGGCGUGACCACGUCUGGCCAUGUGGACAAACUAAGACACAUGGCAGAACAGGCAGGUUAAUAGAUUUCAGAUUGAGAUUUGUAAUUCGGUUUUUUUAUACGAAAGUUGUUAUUAUUUAAAAGAGAAAUUUUCCUUUAUAAAUUUCACUUCCACCAAAGAUUCGAAAAUAAAGUAGAAAAACAAGUAAAAAAAAAAGAAGUAGAACUCAGUUGCCCCACACAUCAUCAUUUCUCCUAAAAUUUCAAAUGGACAAAUGGGAUCCUUCAGUUUUAGGAGUGUGUGAGUGGGGGUGUAGCCAGGGCCAGGACUGUUCUCAGAAAUGUUAGGUGAUUUACUAACAAUUUAUUAAAAGGUAAUUUUGAACAAGAACAAUCUAUCUAAUUUACAGAGACUUAUUUCUGAACACAUUUAUUUUCAUUUAAAGACACAUUAUUGCUGUGGAGCUCUGUUACACACUCAGACACACCAACAAGGGAAGACUCCCUUAUUAUUUGAACCUUCUCUGACAUGUCUGGUAAGUUUAGAAAACAAAUAGUAAUGGUGAGAGGGGGCGUCUCUCUUACACCCUAUUAUAAAUGGGAAGGAAAUGGAAACUAAGCUACAAAUAUGCCUGAAGGACACAUUUAAGAGUUAUUAUAAAUCAGAGGACUACCUCACUGACACCAGAUUUGGAUAACAUUAUUGCAUAUUGUUUUUUUUUAAAUUUUGAAUACCUCCCUGUUGUCAAUUCUAAUUACCCACAAUCAUCUGUAUAAAGUUAUUGAAAGGAUAAAAUAAAACACUUUUGUUUUUUAAGUUCACAUGUUUUAAAACUAAAUUAUACAGGUGCAGACCACAGGUUAUUAGCAAAUAUUAUAGUUUGUAUAGAUAUGUUUGUGUUUUUGUUACCGUUACAGAUAAUACACUGACAGCUUUAUGAAUUGUUUUUAAAGGUUCUUUAUCUCCCUGACUUGUCAUUGUCCUAGUUGGCAAUGUGCUCCUGCGACAAGAUAAUCCAAUAAUCUUUUUCAUCUCAAACGCAAGACUGGAUUAAUGAAUGGUCCAAUAAUGGCUCAGCAUCAUCCUUAAAUGUUAGACCCUUUGAAAGAUGCAUUUAACUUAGUACAUAUUGGUGCAACAUCCCGCUGUUUGUGUGUUACUCUCAGUUUUGUGACUCGGAAAUACCUGGAACCUCAAAUGGACUCUCCUCGUACAGUACUUAUAACUGGAUGUUCGUCCGGGAUUGGGCUGGCAUUGGCUGCAAAACUUGCCACUGAUGGACAGCAACGCUUUAAAGGUGAGAGCUGUAGCUAUAACAUUAUGGCCAUUGGCCAAUAGACCCAAACUAUUAUAUGAAGCAGUUAAAAAUGAAUUAGUUCAUCUAAGUCAGGGAUGCCCAAAAAGUUAAUCCUCAGGUGUAUUAAGACUACAGCUUCCAUGAGUCUUUGUCAUUCUAGAGCAUUCUAAAGACGUGCAAAGCAUUGUGGUAGUUGUAGUUCUACAAUAUCUGGGGAUCUAACUAUUUGGCACCCCUGAUCUUAGCUGUAAAUCAACCCUGCAAUAGAAUUUUCUGCUGAUGAGAAUCUUAUGGGGUGUAUUUUCUAAACUCUGAAUUGUAUCAAAUUGAAAUUCAAAUGGCAAAAUGCAGCAAAAAUUAUUUCAACUUGGCUAUCGUCACAAAUUGACUAUUUUAGCAAGGAUUUCUGCCAUUUAGAUUUCCAUACUUCAAAGUUCAGGGAUUUUUGAAUAAACUCCUUACCCCUUGUUAAACCCCCCUGUUAUGUCUACCACCUCCAUUUAUUGGGCUAUCCUUUUAUUUAAAGACACAUUGCCGCUUUAAGUCCUUUGGUUUUAACUUUGCCGUAAGUUGAUAUUAUGUCAUUGUAAUGAACUACUUUUAACAAGAAGGUAAAAAAAAAAGCAAAAGCAUAGUGUUAACAAGAUAAUCUUCCGUGGUCGUGUUUAGGCAUGCAAAACGUCUGUAAAUAUUUCUACCUCCACAGAUAUUUGUUCUAAGAGCCUUUCCAAACAUACAUUUGCAGCUCCGUUUACUCUUAGAAUACAAUAGGAUUUAGACAGAUAUCGUGAAUCACUGUAAAAAUCCCAAGUUUGAGUCAAGUUUAAAAGUUGCCCUUAAAUUGGGUGAUGUUACUACAUCGCUGUGUUUUACUGCAACGUCAUUAUACCGGUGCAUAAAAGAGGCACAGCUAGGGGUGUCAAAUUCACAUUACUUACAUACAUGAUGAAUAGCGCUUCCCUUCAGUGUGUACAAAUAAAAUCUGGCAGCAAAUUAAUUGGACUUACUGCAUCUCUUUCUUCUAAAGCCCAUGAUAGAUUGUACAUAUAGCAUUGUACCCAGGGCCAGCCCAAGACAUUGUGCUGCCUUGGUCCAAGGAUGAAAUGCUGCCCCACCCCCCAAAAAAAACAUAUGCUUCUGCAAUGUGGGUCUCUAUGUGGGUGUGCUGGGGAAGAAGUGUGUGUCUGUGUGUACUUGGGAUGUAGUGUGUGUCUGUGUGUGUGCUUGGGAUGUAUUAUAUGUCUGUGUGUGCUGGAGAUGUAGCGUGUGUCUGUGUGUAUGCUGGGGAUGUAGCUUGUGUCUUUGUGUGCACUGCAGCCAAUACACUUACCUAUACAUUGUGUCUGUGUAUAUGCAUGUGUGUCAGAGUUUAUAUGUGUGUGUCUGUUUCUGUAUUUGUGUCAGUGAUUGUAUCCGUUUGUUUAUGUAUCUGCAUGUGUGGCAGUGUUUGUGUCUGUAUGUCUGAAUAUCUGCAUGUGUAUCAGUAUGUCUGUGCAACUGUAUGUGUGUCUGUGCAUCUGCAUGCGUGUCAGUAUAUGUAUCAAAAACUGACACACAUGCAGAUACUGACACACAUACAGAUGUACAUACACACUGAUAUGCCUGCAGAUACACAGACAUACACACAGACACAUACAGACACUGACACAUACAGAUGCACACACUGACACAUAGAGAUGCACACACUGCCACACAUGCAGAUACACAGACAUACAGAUACACACACAUACGGAAUCUGUUGGCGCUAUAUAAAUGGCAAUAAUAAUAAUAAUAAUAACAUACAAACAGAUACACACACUACACAUACACAGAUACACACACACAAACACACACUACACACAUAGAAACAGAUACACACACACACACACAAACACACAGCUACACACACAUUAAAAAAAUUAAGCCACCCAGCAGGUUCUUACCUUCUGCUGGAUGUGGCUGGUGGGAGUUAGGGGCCUGCUCUCCCGAUCCGGCCUGCAGCUCCCUCCUCCUCCUCCUUCUUCUGUGCGGCAGUGUGAGUGAGCUGGGACGAAGUGAUACCCUGCCACUUCCUCCCAGCUCUCUGUGUAGGAUAGAAGGGACCCAGUUGCGCACAACCGGGCCCCUCAUUGCAUAUGUACAUCGGGUGGCCGAUGCUGCACCGCCGCCAUGGGUUGAGAACUCCUGUUUUAGAUUAUGUCAGAGUACAGCCUAUAGCCGUGGCUCCACUGCGGUUUAUGGACGGACCGGCCGGCCCUGAUUGUACCCUACCAUGUACCCUACCCCUUAACCCUGCUAUGCACCGUUCAUAGAAACUGCAAUGUUUAAAUUACAGGGUUAAGACUGUACCUAUAGUGGCUGUCUACUAGAGGUGCUUCAUGCGGUUUCACGGAAUUUAACUAUGCUGUACGUGAAAACCUUCAAAUCGCCCACAGCAAAGUAUCAAUUCAUUAGGUUCCACUCUCGGCGCUGAUGUGGCCGAAAAGGUGCCAGCACUGAGAAACCUUGGCUCUGGAAUUAGGCGAGUGUUUAUACGUUUUUUUUAAUGCUUAAAUUGCCAUGGGGCGCAUAGGAACACUAUACUGUUAGGCAUACAGCUUUGCAUUCCUAACACUAUAGUGUUCCUUUAAAUUCAAAAUUCAUUUUCAAUUCCCAUUUUAGUAAAUAACCCAGUUCAUGUUUGGGUUAGAGGGGUCUUAUGUUUACGGUUCGGCUUAGUGCUAAGCAUAUCUGCCUUCAAGGUGCUGUGGACUGCAACUACUAGCACUCUCUGCCAGGCUUCACUUUUUGUACUUAUAAUACGCAUGGAUGGCACAAAAGAGGCAGCUAAGUAGACCUCAGGCUAGUUUGUCCUUAUGGCUCAGACAUUUCUAUAAUUAGCACUGGGUUACAAAGCACAUCACCCUUCCUGUUACUUCUACUGCAGUCUACAAGAUCAGCUGAAACUGAUCUCAUUAAGGGGAUUGCAUUAUCAGUCCGACACUUAUCAGCAAGUUGAGCAUGCAAGAAUUCUGUUAUCUCAGUGUGAAACACCUGGUUCAUUCACAUCAAAGACCGAAAUAUUAACCUUUAUAACAUCAAGUUCACUGAUAAUGAGGUUAACACAAAUCUCAGCAAAUGCAAGUGCUAAACAUCAAGUGGAACAGUUACAUUUGACAUUUGAUCUUGAAAAAAGCAUUGAAAGUCAUGUUUCAGUGUUUGCAGAUGCCACAAAACUCUGUAAAAUAAUACAAUGUGAGCAAGAUAUUACUUUGCUGCAGAGGGAUUUAGAUAGACUGGGGGACUGGGCACUCAAAUGGAAAAUUCAAUUUAAUGUAGAAAAUUGCAAAGUUUUGCACUUCGGCGUCAAGAAUGCACAAGCAACUUAUACCCUUAAUGGAAGCGAAUUAGAGAUAACCACACACGAGAAGGACUUGUGAAUUGUUAUAGACAACAAACUAUGCAACAAUGUGCAAUGUCAAUCAGCAGUGGCCAAGGCCAGUAAGGUAUUGUCAUGCAUGAAAAAGGGCAUUCAUUCUCAGGAAGAGAAUAUCAUUUUGCCUCUUUAUAAAUCACCGGUAAGACCACAUCUUGAAUAUGCUGUGCAAUUUUGGGCACCUGUUCUAAAGAAGGAUAUUAUGGCACUAGAAAGAGUGCAGAGACGGGCUACAAAAUUAAUAAAAGGAAUGGAACAUAUCAGCUAUGAAGAAAGGUUAACAAAUUUAAACCUCUUUAGUUUAGAAAAACAUUGCUUGAGAGGGAAUAUGAUAACAUUAUACAAAUAUAUCCAGGGCCAAUACAAACCAUUGUGUGGAAAUCUAUUCACAAACCGGUCUUAACAUAGGACACGAGGCCAUGCGUUUAGACUGGAAGAAAGAAGAUUUAGUCUAAGGCAAAGGAAAGGUUUUUUUACUGUAAGAACAAUCAGGAUGUGGAAUUCUCUGCCUGAAGAAGUGGUUUUAUCAGAGUCCAUACAGAUGUUCAAACAGCUACUAGAUGCAUACUUGCAAAACCAGAAUAUUCAAGGAUAUAAUCUUUCAAUGUAGGGUAAUAACUGCUUGAUCCAAGGAUAAAUUUGAUGCCAUUCUGGGGUCAAGAUGGGAUUUUUUUUUCCUAGUUUGUUGCAAAAUUAGAAGUGCUUCAAACAGUUUGGUUUUUUUUUUGCCUUCUUUUGGAUCAACAGCAAAAAAACUAAUGUGAGGAAUGCUGAACUUGAUGGACGCCUCUCUUUUCAGCCUAUGUAACUAUGUUACAUUUUACACAAAGCAGCAUUUAACAUGAUACUGAUCAAAAUCUAGUAUUAGUAUUCAAUCAAUAGCAAUUAAUAACAUUGUCACAAUUUUAUUCUGACACCACCAAAGUUAUAACAAUGCUAUCCACACAAAGCCAGGAUAACAACAAUUAUAUCGGAUAUAAUGCAGUGAUGUCGUUAACAAGUUACAUAUCUCUAUUCCUAACACUAGAGUACUUAUGUGGACCCCCUAAAUAUUAGAAUAAAAAAACUAAAUAAAUAAAAAUAAAACUUUAUCUCCAGCAAUGAAUCUCCCUCCUCCUUGAGUUAUGUCAUCCUGGAGGCUCACGGUCCAAUCCAAUGGUUUUGGUUGCUCCCGUUGGGCCAUGGUGGUGGGGGCUGGAGAAGAUAUUGGAGGCUAGGCAGUUUUGCUAGCUGGAUGUUUGGUUUGUUAAUCAUGUUUACAUGGUUGAAUUUGGUAUUUGGUAGGUUGGAGCCUGUAGGUGGUUCUCAACCUGGUGGUGUAGGGGUGUCUCGGUAUGCCCCUGCAAUCUAAAUUGGUAGGUUGGAACCCAUAGGUGGUUCUCAGCCUGGUGGGUUAGGGGUGUCGGCGGUAUGCCCCUACUAUCUAAAUUGGUAGGUUGGAACCCGGAGGUGGUUCUCAACCUGGUGGGGUAGGGGUGUCUCGGUAUGCCCCUACUACGAAAAUCAAUUGGUAUGAGGCCUGUUGUGGCCAUGUUGCUUAUGUUAAUUAUGUAUGGUUAUAUGUUACUGUUGAUAUGUUACGGGUCAUUGCCGGUGGGUGUAGUACUGUUAAAAUUGGGUUGAAGUACGUAUUAUGUGAACUUGGGAAUGUUUGGCAAUGACCCAAAUUACUAUUUAGAUAUUUAUCAUAUUUAUAAUUUAUUAAAGCCAUGGCAAAGUUUUAUCCACUUUAAAUUUGUGUCCGUGUCUUAUUGGGGGGUCCAAGGUAAGGUUUGGAACAUAUGCACAAAAGCUUGACUAUGCGCAUGUCAUGAUUUUGCAAUGUUACAUUACUGUAUUUGUACUUUAUUUACUUUAGGUGAUGCCAUAAACUCAAGGGAGGUGUUCUGCUCCUGAAUACAUUUUGAGGGUACUGUCUAUUUCUUCAAAUAUAUUUUCGCUUGAAUACUAAAUUCAGAUAUUUUUCAUGUCUCACUCAUAACUGGCAAGUAAGGGGUUGAAACAGAAGCAACAAAGAGCAACGUAUUAGCUUCUUGGAUUAAGAAAUAGUUUAACAUGGGGGGACCUGGUGCUGGGCAAGGACAAUAAGGUAAAAAAAUUGGUGGGCUGUGAAAUGGGGCAACAUUUUUAAUAUUGGGGAAACUGAUGCAGGCUUUCCCCCCCACUCCUUCACCCUAUGCCAGCGGGUCAAAGGAUGCGAGAUUGAGGCAUGACAUAACUUUCCCCUUCACCCACCGAAAUGAAUGUGGGGCAUGGGGGGAAGCCCAUUAAGUUGAGUAUUCCUAAUCACACAGGCUAGGUCGGAGUUUGGGGAAAGGAAAUGGCAGGGUGCCAGUAACUCCCUCCUUGUAAUACGACAAAGGAAAAGCAAAGAACUAAUUAAAUGGUCUACUCUUAUCCAACAAGGAACUCAUUUUCAUUUAGUUCUUUCAUAAUUCAAUUUGUUAAUUUGUGAUUUUGACGAUGAAACACAUUGGCCUAAAUUAGUUGAAACUUUUUGGUGUUGAAAUUGGUGUUGAUUGGUGUUCUUUUACGGCAAAAAGAAAACUUUAGUGUUCAUGUGUGCCGUAUUGCUGACAUCUAGUGGUGAUAUUUUGCAGCUCACACAAAUACCAGUUAAAUAGGGACAAUUAAAGGUAUACAGCAACCCCAAAUGGUUAUUGGUCUUGGUGGACUCUGUCGUUGAGAUAUGAGUGAUACACCUCUAGGCACAUUGAACAUGGGGUCCACAUAUGCAAACAAACCAAAACAGAUCCCAAUUUAUCACAUAGCUGAGAAAUGGAAGAACAGAAAAAUGUUUAACAAAGGCCAGUUGGAGUAAACUACAAAGUUCCACUUCCACUACUCUACACAUGCAGACACAAUUUAAUUUAUUGGUAAAGGAUAACUCUAGUCUUCUUUCUUAAACUAGUGACAGCACAAGUUAAGGAGUCCUACGGGAACCAAAACCCAAGGACACGCGAGGCUACGAUGGGUGAGCAGAUUGCAGGUGCCUAAACAGGAACAAAUGCCUAAAGAACUUUCCUACUGAAAGAAUCACAAGCGUAACCAUUAAAACCGUAAAGUCUAGCAAGCGUGCAGUGAGAAUCAGGUGGCAGCAAUGUAGUCCUCAAAUAACACUUCAUGUUGCAGCUUGGGCAAGGUAGCCAUCUCUAUGGUAGAAUUGGUCAUCACUUAAAGAGUAAAGGAGUAAAACAAGUUAGGCUUAAACAAAAAUUAAAUUAUGCAACUUCAUACAGCUUGAGCCAAUAUAGCCGGUCCUUUAUGUGCUAUAUAUACACAGACAUAUACUCUCCGUGGUUAUGUGUUCUCCAGUGGAGAAUGGAGAUGUUAGUAUUCUCUGCUUAUGACCUUUUGACGUUUUAAAGAAAUACAGCUUUUAAUCAAAGUCAAUGUUUUUUAAAUACAGGCUACAGGGUGCAAUUUUAUCAUUUUUAUAUCAAUGUUUCUCUCUGUAGUCUUCGCCACAAUGCGUAACCUGGCAAAACGCUCUGCACUGGAGGAAGCAGCUGGUGAUGCCCUCAAUAGAACCCUGGAGAUCAAAGAACUAGAUGUCUGUAGUGAACAUUCCAUUCGCAAAUGCGUGGACACCAUCCCCGACAGACGUGUAGACAUUCUCAGUGAGUGGUGCAUGGUAGGCAUGUCUCGUCGUAAAAAAAAACCCCAAAACAAAAUCAUAAACAUUUUGAUAUUACGUGAAAUCAGAAUAAAAUGGAAUUCCAUAAGACUUUUAAAAAAUGGUUAAAAUUUGUAUUCAUGGGCUUAAAGUCAUCAUAGUUCAUUAUCAUUGAAAAUAAAAGAUCACAUGUACAUAAUAAGUAAAUACCCCAUAUCUGUGCAUCUCCUACUUACCUUUGCUCUACGAUCAGAAGCACCUUUUUUAUUUGCCAAGAACAUUCGAACCCAAUUCACAGCACAUUUUUGAGAUGUCUGGCACUUGCUCAUGGCAUCAUAAAUUGCGAACUCGCAGUAACCUUUGAUCUGCUGUUGGUUAAGUGGUGCUUCUGAACAAAGUGGAUUUAAAGACGUCUGGCCCAAGGAUCAAGGGUAAGUCAGGAGAGACAACACUGAAACACGGUGUUAACUUAUAUGCAUGCAUUGAAAUAAUAUGAAUAUAGGCAAAGGGUAGGCAACAUUUGGCACUCCACAUGUUGUAGACUACAUCUUCCCUAAUGCUUUGCUAGCAUUAUGACCAGAAGAGCAUUAUGGGUGAUGUAGUCUGUAACAUCUAGGGUUCCAAAGGUUGCCUACUGCUGAUAUAGGCUAUAAUAUAUGGAAGCUUUUAUUUAAAAUUAUAAAAACAAAUGACAUUUUCCUAUCAGUGAAGGUGUUCUAGUUAACUAUUAAAGAAAUAAAGUUUCAUUGCUUUCAACCUUUUUUUAUUUACCCAUCUUUUUAUCAGUUAAUAACGCAGGGGUCGGUCUUAUUGGACCUAUAGAAUGCCAGUCCAUACAGGAUAUGCAAGCGGUUUUCGAAACCAAUUUCUUUGGGGUUGUAAGAAUGAUUAAAGAGGUCCUGCCGGAUAUGAAGAAACGGAAAAGCGGCCACAUUGUGGUCAUUAGCAGCGUAAUGGGACUUCAAGGUGAGAAGCCAAGAAUGUUACCUGGGAAUCUUAAGAACUUAACUGUAUAUUUGAAAACAGACUGCAACUGUUUGAUAGUCUGUCAGAAUGUAGUGGGAGUCGAAAUCAAAAUGCUUGGACUGUAUAAAGAGAUUGGAAUCAUACUAAUAGUUUUUGUUGACAGCCAUAUAGAUCAAAGGAUGACCAAACAACGGUCUCAAUAGAAGGCUUUGUAGAUACAUUUAGCAUAUGUAGGAGAGUCAAAAAAUAUUAGACUACAAAAAAAACAAAGAGUGAAGCCAAGACCGCAUGACUGCAGUCUCAAGGCUAACAGUAAACAUUAACCAAAAGGGCUAAGCAGCCAAGAAAAAACGAGAAAGAUGCUGGCUUAUGGGAUGGUAGAGAGGUCUACAUCUUAAUUGUUGGGAUCCAUAUGGAGGCGUGAAAGAGGGUUCAACAGCUGAACUUAAUUUUGUAUAUCACAGAGAAGAUAGAUACAUUUCUCCAAGCACAAACAAUGCAAAACACAGCAAAUAUAAUGAGGCGUAGAGUUAAAACAAAGUUAAUUGCCGUCAAUGGUGCUUAAUAAGUUGCGGUAUUAUAAGUAAAUUAAUAAGAAUAACCUUAAAAUCGCAUUAGCUGUCAACAUAAUAGCCUCUUUGACCUCCUGUUUUUGAAUAUUCCUGGAUAACUUUAUUCUCUUUUUUUUUCUCACCAGGCAUCAUGUUCAAUGAUGUAUAUGCUGCGUCAAAGUUUGCCAUUGAAGGAUUUUGUGAAAGCUUGGUCUUCCAGACUAUGAAAUUCAACAUUUUGUAAGUGAUUAAUUUGUCAGUAAAUUAAAAAAAUAAAAAUAAAAAAUUUAGUAGUUGCAUAUUUUAAAGUUCUAUUUAAACCAAUCUCUUUUUUAUAUUCUGAUGAUGUGUUUGGAAGUCUGCAUUCCCUUAAGCACCAGUAGCUUUAUAUAGGUAAUUCCUAUGUUUAUUCUAAUUUUGUUCCUUCUGUGUAUAUUUAAAUUCUUAUUUGUAUCUUUAGAUCUUGCACAAGUUUAAACCAUCAGUGCACAACUGAAAUUAUAAGAGGGGUGAAUUAACAGAUUUGAAAGUUCUCUGGGGGAUGCAAAGACUCUUUGCACCAUAACCACUACAAUAAGUUGAAUUGGUUACAGUGCUUAAAAGUAUUCCUUUAACAUCAAAGUGCACCAUAGAAAAAUUUAUUGUUAGUUUAAUAAAGGACACACUAUCCAUAGCCUCAAAUUUUCACUGACACAUAUCACCCAUUUUAAGGAUUACAUGAAAGAAUUGCAUUGUACUAAAUAUCAACCAUGUAUUUGGUACCCUAUGGAUUGCGUGCAAAUAUUGGAAAUCUAUUCACAACAGGACUAUAUAUAGGACAUGAGGUCACAUGUUUAGACUGGAAGAAAGGAGAUUUAGUCUAAGUCAAAGGAAAGGUUUUGGUAUAGUAAGAACAAUAAGGAUGUGGAAUUCUCUGCCUAAAGAAGUGGUUUUAUCAGAGUUUGUACAGAUUGUUCAACAUCAACUGUAUGCACACUUGCAAAAACAUAAUAUUCAAUGAUAUAAUUUUUAAAUUGUGGGGUAAUAGCUUCUUGAUCCAAAGAGAAAUCUGACUGCCAUUCUGACAGUUUGCAAAAUUGGAGGUGCUUUUUUGCCUUGUUUUGGAUCAACAGCAAAAACAUAUUUAAGAAAGGCUGAACUGGACACAUAGAAACAUAGAAUGUGACGGCAGGUAAGAACCAUUCGGCCCAUCUAGUCUGCCCAAUUUUCUAAAUACUUUCAUUAGUCUCUAGUCUUAUCUUAUAGUUAGGAUAGCCUUAUGCCUAUCCCACGCAUGCUUAAACUCCUUUACUGUGUUAACCUCUACCACUUCAGCUGGAAGGCUAUUCCAUGCAUCCACUACCCUCUCAGUAAAGUAAUACUUCCUGAUAUUAUUUUUAAACCUUUGUCCCUCUAAUUUAAGACUAUGUCCUCUUGUUGUGGUAGUUUUUCUUCUUUUAAAUAUAGUCUCCUCCUUUACUGUGUUGAUUCCCUUUAUAUAUUUAAAUGUUUCUAUCAUAUCCCCCCUGUCUCGUCUUUCCUCCAAGCUAUACAUGUUAAGAUCCUUUAACCUUUCCUGGUAAGUUUUAUCCCGCAAUCCAUGAACCAGUUUAGUAGCCCUUCUCUGAACCCUCUCUAAGGUAUCAAUAUCCUUCUGAAGAUACGGUCUCCAGUACUGUGUACAAUACUCCAAGUGAGGUCUCACCAGUGUUCUGUACAAUGGCAUGAGCACUUCCCUCUUUCUACUGCUAAUACCUCUCCCUAUACAACCAAGCAUUCUGCUAGCAUUUCCUGCUGCUCUAUUACAUUGUCUGCCUACCUUUAAGUCAUCAGAAAUAAUCACCCCUAAAUCCCUUUCCUCAGAUGUUGAGGUUAGGACUCUAUCAAAUAUUCUGUACUCUGCCCUUGGGUUUUUACAUCCAAGAUGCAUUAUCUUGCACUUAUCCACAUUAAAUGUCAGUUGCCACAAUUCUGACCAUUUUUCUAGUUUACCUAAAUCAUUUGCCAUUUGGCUUAUCCCUCCUGGAACAUCAACCCUGUUACAUAUCUUAGUAUCAUCAGCAAAAAGACAUACCUUACCAUCAAGACCUUCUGCAAUAUCACUAAUAAAAAUAUUAAAGAGAAUGGGUCCAAGUACAGAUCCCUGAGGUACCCCACUGGUGACAAGUCCAAGCUUCGAAUAUAUUCCAUUAACUACAACCCUCUGUUGCCUGUCACUCAGCCACUGCCUUAUCCAUUCAACAAUAUUUGAAUCCAAACUUAAAGAUUGCAGUUUAUUGAUAAGCCUUUUAUGUGCAACAGUGUCAAAAGCCUUACUGAAAUCUAGGUAAGCAAUGUCUACUGCACCACCCUGAUCUAUAAUUUUAGUUACCCAAUCAAAAAAAUCAAUAAGAUUAGUUUGGCAUGAUCUCCCUGAAGUAAACCCAUGUUGUCUCUGAUCUUGAAAUCCAUGUAUUUUUAGAUGUUCAUCAAUCCUAUCCUUUAACAUGGUUUCCAUCACUUUCCCCACUACUGAAGUAAGGCUUACUGGCCUAUAGUUGCCCGACUCCUCCCUAUUACCUUUCUUGUAAAUGGGCACAACAUUCGCUAACUUCCAAUCUUCUGGGACUACUCCUGUUAACAAUGAUUGGUUAAAUAAAUCUGUUAAUGGUUUUGCUAGUACACCACUAAGCUCUUUUAAUAGCUUUGGGUGUAUUCCAUCAGGUCCCAUUGACUUAUUUGUCUUUACUUUUCCGCCUAUGUAACGGUGUAAAAUAUUAUACUUAUAUUUUUUUCUGAAACACGUCCCUGUGUUAAUUUUCCAGUAUUACACUGAUAGAACCAGGUCCCGUUAAGACAGAGUUUGAAUUAAAAACCUAUGAAGAAGCAGAACGGGGCGAUUAUUCCAAGACAGAUCCAGAGACAGCAGAUAUCUUCAUCAACUACUAUUUGAAGAAUUGUAAAGAAAUAUUUUCCAGUUUGGGGCAGACUCCAGAAGAUAUCGCAGAGGUAAGACUAUUGUCAAAGGCUACAGUGCAUGAAUUGCUGCAGUGUGAGGGAAUGGAGUCUAUGACAGAUUUUACAAAACAGUGGAAUGAGUAUGCUUGGAGUAUCUUAACAACAUUGAUUGCAUAAAAGUUUGAGUUUUCUUGGAGCAAAAGCAGAAUGGAACUAUUUUUAUAUAUAAUGUGUGUCAGAGAUGCAAAUUUGAAAGUUAACAUAUCAUUUUUAUAGCAUACUCUACGUAUUGUUACUAUGGAGACAGCACCAUUCCGUCACCAGACUAACCAAGUCUACACUCCUGUGACUGCACUAAAGUAUGCAGACCCAAGUGGGGAACUGGUGACCAAUGUAUUCUACAAGAUGGUCUUCCAACACGACACUUUGAUGCAUGCCAGCCUCCGAGCGAUUAAACUACUUCGUUGGAAAGCAAACAAAGUUCAACAGGGAGCAAGAAUUUUAGGAUUCAUGUAAUCUUCUAAUGUCUAAUUUUGCUUUGUGGGUGAUCUGAGGUGUCAUCUGAAUUGGGGAUGUUAGAACUCAUCGACACGGAUCUAGCACAUGAUGGAAAAGUAUUGUAUCAAAUGAUUUCUAGAGGCUUACAUUUUAUUACAUAUAUAUGUCACUUAUGGGACAUGUGCGGUGUCAAAACUAUUACAAGUGCCUUCUAGAAGCUAUAUUUGACCAUUUAUGUUGAAUCUUGAUAAAGAAAUGAAAAAAAUAUCCUGAAAAUAUAAAGUGGGAUUAUGCUGAGGUUCAACCUGUGUAACAGGAGUUUUUAAGAUAUGGGCAUGUGGCUCUUCAGACUGUGACAUGAUCUUUGUCCCUUGGAGAAUGGGGAGGGUAAGUUACUGGUAUACAGCCUGUGACAAUCAUUGAGCUGUGAGUUUCACUUCCCAAUUCCAAACCCUAAAAUAUCUCCCCAGCUGUCCCAAGGGAGUGAAAGAUCAGUACACAUCACACUCUACUGCUGGAGAAAAUACAAAGCCGUAAAAAUAAU